GGGUAGGGGGCCUCGGUGGGUUAAAGCGGCGGCCGGUUUCUGUGUCGCGCGCCCAAAAGAAGCUCCCGACGUCAAUUUUCGUCUUCGACAUUUCCCGACUCGCUUUCCAGUCUCUCGUCCUCACAACAAACAUACGACGUCUCACGACGCUUGCUUGACGCCACCACUCUUCCCCGAUCGAUAGCUCCGAUCGCCUCUUCGACAUCUUUCUCCCCUCCCCUCGUACCACACACCCGCAACCAUGAUGCGCCCCCAGAUCCAGACCGUCGGCCGGAUGGCCAGGCCCUCGACGAGACUCGCAUCCGCCGCCCGAUCCCACAUCGCCGGCGCCGCCCCGAAAGCCUCGACCCGGUCCCUCGUCACCGCCACGCGGUCCGUCCCCAGCGCAUACCCUGCCUUCGCCGCCGCCGCCGCCGCCUCCUCCUCCCGGUACCGCUCCUUCAGCACCACGCGCAUCCAGCACGGCGAGGUCAUCAUCACCGUGCCCCAGAUGGCCGAGUCCAUCACCGAGGGCACCGUCGCCUCCCUCGGCAAGCAGGUCGGCGACCGCGUCGAGGCCGACGAGGAGGUCGCCAGCAUCGAGACGGACAAGAUCGACGUCGCCGUCAACGCCCCCGAGGAGGGCACCAUCCUCGAGCUCUUCGUCGCCGAGGGCGACACCGUCGAGGUCGGCCAGAAGCUCGCCCGCAUGGAGACCGGCGGCGCGCCCGCCGACGCCGCCGACAAGCCCAAGCCCGAGCCCAAGUCUGAGCCCGCCCCUCCCGCUCCUCCCGCCCCCGCCGCCCCGGCGCAAGAGCAGAAGAAGGAGCCCGCCCCGGCCGCCCCCAAGCAGGAGACCAAGCCCGCCCCCGCCUCUGAGCAGCAGCAGCAGCAGCAGCCCCAGACGCCCUUCGGCGCGACCGGCGCCUUCCCCCGCGGCGAGCGCGUCGAGAAGCUCUCGCGCAUGCGCAAGACCAUCGCCACCAAGCUCAAGCAGUCGCAGAACGCGACGGCCUCGCUGACCACCAUCAACGAGGUCGACAUGUCGGCCCUCAUGGCCUGGCGCGCCCAGAACAAGGAGGCCGUCAUGAAGCGCCACGGCGUCCGCCUCGGCUACAUGGGCGCCUUCACCAAGGCCACCUGCCUCGCCGCCCAGCAGGUGCCCCAGCUCAACGCCUCCAUCGACACCGAGAAGGAGAUCAUCACCUACCGCGACUACGUCGACAUCAGCAUCGCCGUCAGCGCCCCCAAGGGCCUCGUCACCCCCGUCCUGCGCAAUGUCGACGCCCUCGACAUCAUCGGCAUCGAGCGCGGCGUCGCCGAGCUGGCCGCCAAGGCCCGCGACGGCAAGCUCGCCAUGGCCGACCUCGAGGGCGGCAACUUCUCCAUCAGCAACCCCGGCAUCUUCGGCUCCAUGUUCGGCACCCCCGUCAUCAACUACCCCCAGGCCGCCGUCUUCAACAUGAACGGCAUCAAGGACCGCCCCGUCGUCGUCGACGGCAAGCUCGAGAUCCGCCCCAUGAUGUACAUCACCGUCACCUACGACCACCGCCUCAUCGACGGCCGCGAGGCCGUCACCUUCCUCAACCUCGUCAAGAGGUACAUCGAGGACCCCGCCAGCCUCCUGCUGGCUUAAUUUUCGUACAGUCCGCUAGAGAGAGAGAGAGUGCACAUACCCUAUGCACACUUGCACAACACACACACAUACACAUACACACAUACACAUACCAUAGAGGGAUAGAGGGGAUAGAGCGGGGGGGAGAGCGCCAUGCGGCUGCCCGCAGACGAGGGGCCACUCGCUGGGGGCCAAGUGCGGCGGCCAAGAGAAACCUAGAGCAUCUGUAUUUUUACCUUGUAAAUGGGCGGGACCGGGCUGAUAGCAUGGCCUUGCGGGCAUUGGAGGGGGCGCAAACUGCAGCAUAUUGGGUGAAUUUCAGACGUAGAUAAUAGACACACACACACACACACAGAGAGAGAGAGAGAGAGGGAGAGAGAGAGGGUCCAGCAUGCGCCGUCGUCCUCUUUUCCCG
Messenger RNA from Colletotrichum navitas, 2009 nucleotides. RefSeq names its product 2-oxoacid dehydrogenase acyltransferase. NCBI's taxonomy places the organism in Eukaryota, Fungi, Ascomycota, Sordariomycetes, Glomerellales, Glomerellaceae. The record is from RefSeq and is a predicted model, not a curated record. The transcript is spliced from 2 exons. Gene Ontology annotation, molecular function: dihydrolipoyllysine-residue succinyltransferase activity. Gene Ontology annotation, biological process: tricarboxylic acid cycle. Gene Ontology annotation, cellular component: oxoglutarate dehydrogenase complex; mitochondrion. The coding region runs from base 242 to 1615 and encodes 457 amino acids.